Messenger RNA from Saccostrea echinata, 1839 nucleotides. Its product is annotated as testis-expressed protein 26-like. Lineage: Eukaryota; Metazoa; Mollusca; Bivalvia; Ostreida; Ostreidae. The transcript is spliced from 9 exons. Gene Ontology annotation, cellular component: cytoplasm. The record is from RefSeq and is a predicted model, not a curated record. Bases 114 to 1604 code for a protein of 496 amino acids.
GAAACAUGAGGCACCGGUAAUGUUUAAAUCGACUUGCUUGACAACGGGACUCGGGGCUUUAACGACAGCAAAUCAUAUGGUUCAGUUGUACAAUUCCUGUUUACAAUGUAAAAAUGGCGACUCUAGCAUACUAUCGGAAACCAGUGAAUGCCAUCCCUAUGCCCAGGGUGGAAUAUGUUAACACUGAGACACGGGUUGGGGACGAGCUUGUGGUCCCAGGGCUCCAGAAAGAUCUACAAGCAUUCUAUGACAAGGCGGAGACUGAAGCUGACCGCGCCAAAGCUUUAGAACUCUUAGCGUCAUUUCAUCUGGGAGGGAGUGAUCCCCCGCCCCCGCGCCCGGCCACGGCCUUACCGGCAUAUGACUCCGAUGAUGACGAUAAAAUCGAAACUGAAGGUAGGAAAGAAAGCUACUACACGAUGAAUCCUUAUCAAACCACGUAUGGCAGGGACUACCCAGUGAAGGAACCAAAAGACACCAUAGCAAUCAGACCUCAGAGUUCACAAGGUUUUACAGCCUCACACCCCCUUGAAGGCCCCAUUGGUGAAACACACUACACUGAAGAAUUUCAUGAGAAACCCAACAGACCUGCCACUCCCAUUAGGAGUGGAACAGCAUCAGGUGCUAGGAGGAAUAAACCACACCCAUUGGAAUCUUUUCUAGUCUGGCGAUUUCCGUCCAAUGCCAAACCGGAGCAGCAAUCUAGUCCCUGGUCUGAGGAGCUGACGGACGAGAUGAUAGGUCAGGUCCACAAACGACUGUGUCAGUCCACAUACCAGAACGACUACCUAGGGAUACCACAAGGCUUUCAAGUGAAGAGGGCUUACACUCUGCCCCCGGACUGGAAGGCUAAUGUUCCAUACACCUUAGACACCGUGGCCAGGUACUCUUACCAGAAACCCAACCCACAGGAAGAACUGCAGGUCCCCAUCAACAGAUACGGGAGCAACAGGAAAAAGCCAGUAGCCGCUACAGGCACAAUUCCCACCGCUUCAACACGAUUUUACCAUAUUAAAGGAAGAACUACAUACGAUCGCCAUUUUAACGACAACGCCGAAAAUGUCGUCACACAGAUCAAGGAAGUAGGUCAAAAACUGGAACAUGAAGCACUACAGAAAUAUAUGGAAAAAGCUGAAAGUCAAGAAAAGGACACAAUAAACCGACUUCUGAACGCGUACCAGAAGGGAGACGGGCUCAGCCCUCGUCCCCCUUCACGCAUGACCAUGCGCUCAGAAGUCCCACCUGUUAGCACACCUUCUUCAUUUGCUAGUAAAAACCUUCCUCGCACUCCAAGUUCUGCGCGGUCGGACACAAAACCUCCCACCCAUCCAUUGUACAAACAACCAAAACAUGUACCAGUCAACAAACCACGUGGAAAGUACCCGGAUCUCAGACAUCCAUCACGAUCUCCCUCCGCAACCUCAGCAACACCCGUGACGUCUUUCAAGUACACCAAACGGGAGUCUACCUCUUCCACGGGCAUAAAGACGCCACCCCAAAUCACAGACUUUGAUAUUGAUGUUGCUUUACACACGCUGCAGAACCCGGAUACACCAAAAUCAUUGCCUAUCAACUGUUAUUCCCCGGGAUACAAUCUCUCUUAAAAAGCACCCUGCACUAUAAACUCUCUUCAUUUAACAGUACACCUUUAUUUGAAUACUCCUUAGGGGCAAUAAAAAUUCAUUCAACUUCAUUUUAUUUUAGAAAAUGAAUUCCAUAUUGCUUUUUAUCGUUUUUUGUUGGUUUGUUUAGCGCUAUGGAAUUUGUAGUAGGAGCUUGCAUCAUUUUAAUUUUUUAUUUAAAGAGUUGGUGCCAAUUUUUACAUCUGUGAUAUAUAUA